This is a messenger RNA of Pneumocystis carinii B80, 1498 nucleotides long. RefSeq lists its product as hypothetical. Gene Ontology annotation, cellular component: nucleus; cytosol. The record is from RefSeq and is a predicted model, not a curated record. NCBI's taxonomy places the organism in Eukaryota, Fungi, Ascomycota, Pneumocystomycetes, Pneumocystales, Pneumocystaceae. Bases 45 to 1454 code for a protein of 469 amino acids. Gene Ontology annotation, biological process: protein deubiquitination. Gene Ontology annotation, molecular function: cysteine-type deubiquitinase activity; cysteine-type endopeptidase activity. The transcript is spliced from 9 exons.
CAGUAUAUGACGUACAAAUUUCAGAGUCUCAAAUUUUAGACGUCAUGUCAGAACUAGAGAAAAAUGGAUAUGAUAUGGAUUAUUUGACGAUUAUGAAUGCAUUAAAAGGAAGCUAUGCACGAGGAAAUGUAAAAUUAGCAGUUGAAUUUUUGAUGUAUUUGAGUGAAGCGAAUGAAUUGAUUGUGCAUGAGAUUGAACCUGGUAUUGAACUUCUUGGGUCGGAAAAUUUAAAUGGUGUUACAUGUUAUUUAGAUGCGCUUUUGUUUGCUAUGUUUGCAAAAACCAAUUGUUUUGAGGCAAUGCUUUUUCAGGAAGGAAAGGAUCCUAUUUCUACAAAACUUUGUACAUUUAUUAGAUUAUGGGUUAAUAUGUUACGUGAUGGAAGAUUAAUUACAAAGGAUAUUGUAUCGCAAUUAUGUGACGUUUUGAUUGAAUGUGGUUGGAAAAGUGCAUGUAAAACGCAACAAGAUGCCUCUGAAGUAUAUGUUUUUAUUACAGAGCGAUUGAAUUUUCCUUUAUUAACGUUUAAAGUUGUCAUAGCACAUGGAGGGAAAUUUAAUAGUGAGGAAGAUCAUAAGUAUAUUCAUGAAAGGUUACUCUGUGUUCCAAUUCCUGGCGACUUUUUAUCAUAUGAGACCCCGAUAUCAUUAGAAGAAUGUCUUUCAGAGUACUUUAACAAUAGAAUAAAAGUCAAAAGAUGUGUCGAACAAUCGUUUUCUGCAGAUAGUUCUAAAAAAGGCUCUCAGAAAUACAUUUAUAAUUGUAAUAUAGUAGAUAACGAUAGAAAUUAUUAUGAUCAAUUGGAUGAUUUUUAUGAUAAUGAUAUAGCAGCAUUAUAUUCUCAAAGAGAUCCUCCUUUGGUUUCAGCAUGGCAGUUUUUUCAGCUUCUUCCAUUUUAUGUAUACAAACAACCUGAUAAUUUAAAUCAACAUUUUCUAGAAAAGCUUCCUGUAGUAACUAUUUGUCUCAAAAGAUAUACUUGGACAGUAACGGGAGAAGCAUACUGUAACAAUAGAAGGGUUUCAAUUCCCCUUGUUCUUGAUUUGCCUUAUUUUAUAUCACAUGAGGAAGUUUCUACAAAUAAUUCAGUAGAAAUUAAAAAAUAUAGACUUGUUUUGCAAUCGGUAGUUUGUCACAGGAAUCCAGGAUUUACUAUUGAUUCUGGCCAUUAUAUAGCUUUUUGUAAAGAUUCGUUUUCAAAAAAAUGGUUUCUUUUUGAUGACUUAGCCUACCGAAGAGUUUCUGUUUUUUGUGAUCCUGAUGAAGUUCUUAACUCAGAAAUGCCGUAUAUAUUAUUUUAUCAACUAGAAAGCUAUGUACCAGAUUUAUCACAAGAGAUGCCUAAAAUUGAUACAUUUAAAUCGCCAGAUAUCCAAGAUUUUUCUACAUUUUCUAAACCUUCAAAGCAAUUUAAUAAAACAAAAUAUUCAGAAAAGAACUGUUUAAUACAAUAAAGUAUUUUAACAUUUUAUUCAAUAUAUAAGCGAAAGAUUAACAU